AUGGCGUACCUCCUAAUGUUUGUGACCCUGCUGCAUCUUGUCACUCUGGCAAUGCUGUUUAUUGCAACCAUGGAGAAGGUAGCAGUCAAAGUUGGGACACAGUGUUGUACAUUUUGACAGUAUGAUUUUAUAAGAAAAUAUCUUCAGGUCUGUGGCUCAACUCUUUUUGCAGUCCUGGUGGGUGUGGGACGGCAUGGAGAACUCGGACCUGUGGUACAACUGUAGGUUUGACAACAUCACAGGAACCUGGCUGUGUUCAUCCUCCAAAGAAUCUGGUACACAACCAUUUUGUUUUUUGCCUCCAUUUAUGAGACUUUACAUAAAAGCUGCUAUCCAACAGUAAGAGCUGAAGGAGUGAUACUGUUUUUGGAUGUGGACAUGUUUUUCAUUCUCAGAGUGGCUUCAGGCUGUGCAGGUUCUGAUGGUUCUGUCAGUGGUCUUCUCUUCAGUUUCCUUCUUGGUGUUCCUCGGUCAACUGUUCACCAUGUCUAAGGGUGGUCUCUUCUACUUCACUGGGCUGUGUCAAGUCUUUGCAGGUAACUGUUAAGAGAGACAAUGCAGUGCUGAUAUGCCGAUUUGUAGAGACCAUUUGAAAAGGGCUAUCCUGCAUUUAGAAAGUGAGAUGGAUGACUAAGCCUAAUGAUGAUUGGUCUCCAUACAGCCGGGAUAUAUUUGAGGAUAGAAAUAGAUGGUAGAAAUUGAGGUUUGAACUUCACUAUUAGAGGGGUUUUAUUAUUUAUUUAUUUUUUGGUGGGGGAAAACCUGAUACAGGUUACUGUUCACGUUCAUUUUAAUCAAAGUUUAAUUUUAAUGUUAAAGUUUUUUUAUUUAUUUUAUGUCAUUUUAUAAAUUAUCUCUGUUCUUAGUCUUUUUCUUAAUUCCCGUCUUAGAGGUUUUUACUUCUUUUACCCCUUUUACAUGGUAAAGAGCUUUUACUUAUCCGUUCAUUUAAUGUUAUUUUCUUGUUUUAGUCCAUCAGGUUUUAGUCUUUCUUUUUACCAUUUUCUUUUAUUUCUUUUCUUUUCUUUUUUUAUCUUUAUCUCCAGUGUUUCCCAAAGGCAGCUCAUUCCUCGCGUAAUGUCUCAGUGUCAGGCCAUGUCUCUCUAACGAUAUAUCUUAAAUUCUCACACUGUGUGCGCUUGUGUGUAUGUGUGAGUGAGUGAGGGUAGUUGUUUGUCUUUGUGUGUGUGUGGGUCCAUGGUUGGGUGUAUGGGUGGGAGGUUCAGGUUUUAUUGUUGUUAAUUGUUGUUUUUUAGCCUCUGUGAGGCACUUUGAACUGCAUUUUUUUGUCUGAAAAGUGCCAUACAAAUUAAGUUGAAUUUGAACUCAUAGUAUUACACUGAUUACUUAGAAAAAUGUACAAUUAAGGCAUUAACUGAUAAAAUAGAAAAGAGGUCAUGUAGAUUAAUGCAUACCAUCCACACACUCUUACCCAAAACAAAUAUCAUUUGCUUUAUUUUGCAGGUUUAACUGCCCUUUCUGCUGCUCUUAUUUACACACUACAUAACAGAGAAAUCCUCCAGGACUCCAGAGAACUCAUUGCGGGACGCUUUGGCUACUGUUUCAUCCUGGCCUGGGUUUGCGUACCAUUGUUGCUUUGUAGUGGGCUCAUAUACAUCCACCUGCGUAAGAAAGAGUGA
This is a messenger RNA of Xyrichtys novacula (pearly razorfish), 1640 nucleotides long. The record is from the annotation of a GenBank genome assembly. NCBI's taxonomy places the organism in Eukaryota, Metazoa, Chordata, Actinopteri, Labriformes, Labridae.